CCAGCCAGAGCAACCCAGAGAGCCUCUGAUCACAGCACAGCCUUGGACUUAUUUCAAGGGAAAUUAACCCUGAAACCCCUCCUCGAGGCCGUGAUCCUGAGCGUAUGCCCCUGGAAAAGCUAGGGAUGAGCACCUCCCUGAACUACAAGUCCUUCUCCAAAGAGCAGCAAACCAUGGAUAACCUGGAGAAACAGCUGAUUUGCCCCAUCUGCUUGGAGAUGUUCACCAAGCCUGUGGUCAUCCUGCCCUGCCAGCACAACCUCUGCCGGAAAUGCGCCAGCGACAUUUUCCAGGCCUCCAACCCCUACCUGCCGACGAGGGGAGGCACAACCAUGGCGUCGGGAGGCCGCUUUCGCUGUCCCUCCUGCAGGCACGAAGUGGUCCUUGACCGGCACGGUGUCUACGGGCUGCAGAGGAACCUGCUGGUGGAGAACAUCAUCGACAUCUACAAGCAGGAGUCCACAAGACCUGAAAGGAAGUGUGACCAGCCAAUGUGCGAAGAGCAUGAAGAUGAGAGAAUUAAUAUCUACUGUUUGAACUGUGAAAUGCCCACCUGCUCCUUGUGCAAAGUUUUUGGUGCCCACAAAGACUGUCAAGUUGCUCCUCUCACAAACGUUUACCAGCGACAGAAGUCCGAGCUGAGUGAUGGCAUUGCAGUCCUGGUGGGGAGCAACGACAGAGUGCAAGGGAUAGUCACGCAGCUGGAGGAGACCUGCAAGACGGUUGAGGAAUGCUGCAGACGACAGAAAGAGCAGCUGUGUGAAAAAUUUGAUUAUCUCUAUUCUGUACUGGAAGAAAGAAAAAAUGAGAUGACACAAAUAAUCACUAGAACCCAAGAGGAGAAACUGGAACACGUCCGCUCCCUGAUGAAGAAGUAUGCGGAUCAUUUGGAAGCUGUGUCAAAGCUUGUUGAAUCAGGAAUCCAGUUCAUGGAAGAGCCAGAAAUGGCCGUGUUUUUGCAGAAUGCCAAAACAUUGCUACAAAAAAUUACUGAAGCAUCUAAAGGUUUUCAAAUGGAAAAAAUAGAGGAUGGGUAUGAAAAUAUGAACCAAUUCACAGUGAACCUCAGUAGAGAAGAAAAGAUAAUACGAGAAAUUGAUUUUGACAGAGAGGAGGAGGGAGAAGAGGAAGAGGAGGAGACAGUGGAUGGUGAAGAUUUGGAUGAAGUCCACACGGAGUCAUCAGGAGGGGAGGAGGAGGAAGAGGUGGAGGAGGAAGGGGCUGAGAGAGCAUCACAGCCACCUCAGCAGGACCCUGAAUCACAAAGCGCAGCGGGAGAGCCCCCAGCUGAACCCACUCCAGAGCCACUGCCCGCUGCCCCGGCUGGUCAGGAUGAUGUUGUGACACCAAGUGGUUCUCAACAGACCCCAGAGUCUGACACUCAAGUGCCGGCCACAGCAGAAACCAUCGAUCCCUUGUUUUACCCUAGCUGGUAUAAGGCUCAGUCUCGGCAAUCAAGCAGUCCGAGCUCAACCCCGGUGAGUGGGUUGGGGAAAGUAGGGCCUCCUGUUUCUCUGGAAACAAGUGCAAAGAAGGCAGAAGCCCCAGCAGUGGCAGCGAUCGAGGAGAGUGCACCGGGGAGUGGUAAGGAAAGUAAUACCACUGCAGCGACGUCCAAGACUGGUUCUGAACCAUCCCCUCAAGGACGAGUGGAGGAAACUCCCGUGAGCAAUGAGAGGGGUGACGAGCCGGCUCGUCAUAUCUUCUCCUUCUCCUGGUUGAACUCACUGAAUGAAUGA
This is a messenger RNA of Haliaeetus leucocephalus (bald eagle), 1739 nucleotides long. It is a transcript of the gene TRIM55, whose product is annotated as tripartite motif containing 55. The transcript is spliced from 10 exons. Lineage: Eukaryota; Metazoa; Chordata; Aves; Accipitriformes; Accipitridae. Bases 105 to 1739 code for a protein of 544 amino acids. Gene Ontology annotation, molecular function: zinc ion binding. The record is from RefSeq and is a predicted model, not a curated record.